AUGGGGAGAAUCGAGGAAUUUGUCAAGAGAGCUAUGAGAAUCUGUUUGCAGCCAUCCUGGCACAUUCACAUGCUCGCCUUGGCGCUCUGUCUCAGCUCGGGAUUUCAUCAGGGUUACAUCGCCGCUGUUCUCAAUCAACCUUAUAAAGAGAUCGAGGCGUACAUCAAGAACAGCUGGUUGUUGACAACGGGACAUGAGCUUAGCGAUACAACAAAAAACCUCCUCUGGUCUCUCCUCAACGUGACUUUCCCCGUGGCAACAAUCGUCGGCCAAUUCGCCGCCCCGUACUUGUGCAAGAGAUACGGCCGAAAGAAGACAGCCCUUAUCUCGACAUUUCUCUAUAUUCCCGGUGGGAUCAUCUCCUUCAUCGCAAAGUUCAUCCCGCCGGCUUUUGAGCUGCUUUACGUUGGGAGAUUCAUUUGGUCAUUCGCCAAUGGAUUGAACAGCGUUGUGGCAACGGUGUGGAUCGUCGAGUGCGCACCGCCGAAAAUUCGCGGCCGAAUGGCCUCGAUGCAGGAGAUGUUCAUGAGCAUUGGCUCGCUGGCCACCCAAGCAGCCGGUGUUCCCUUCUCGACGGAUCAACUCUGGCCGCUCGUCUUUGUGCCCGGCAUCAUCGCCUCGGUCAUCGCCAUGUUCAUGUUCAUUUUCGUCUACGAUGCCCCGGCUUCAAUCAUCGAGAAAGAAGGGGAUUUGAAAAAGGCAAGAAAGUCCCUGGCCACUUAUUACGGAGUAGAGGAGGAUGAUCCGAGUCUCGAUGAAGAGAUGGCCAUCUGUGAGAAGAGACUUCAGAAAAAGGCCGGAAACGGUGUCAAAGCCGAGCACGACGGUUUAACGAUAAUAUUCAUGCCGUGGAAAGCCAAAGACGACAUGAGUAAAGUGAUCCGACACGCCGCUUGGCUGGGGCUUUUCGUGAAAGUACUGUACGUGUUCACUGGAGCCAGGGCUCUUCGUGCCUACUCGACUUUUCUUCUCUCCGAUCUCGCCGGCUGGAGUAAAGAUUCGGCCAUUUGGGGAUCGUUUGCAAUUGGAGUUGCCAGAGUACCCGUCACACUCAUUUGCAUGUUCUUGGUGGAUCGAGUCGGACGAAGACCGCUUAUGAACUUGAGCACAGUGAUCUGCGUUCUCUCGCUGGCUGUCAUGCUCGUCGCCACACUCAUUGGAGGAUCGAUGAAGAUUGCCACCCUGAUCGCCCUCGCGGCUCUGCUCUUGAUCUCAGCGAUGGGAAUUGGUGCGAUCUCUCGUUUCUAUGCGGCCGAAUUGGUUCCCCGAUCCCUCCUCAUCAACGCGACCUCUUACCUCACAAUGAUUGAAGCGUUGGCAAAAAUCGGCGUCGAAUUCGCUUUCUACCCACUCGGAAAUGCGAUCGGCGGCUGGUCUAUUCUGAUCUUUCUCGUGCCGACACUCAUCUCUUUGCCCUUUUUGUGGUACAUGUGCCCGGAGACGAGCGGGAAACACGUCAACGAGGUUCUUGACGAGAUGGCCAUCCGAAAGAAUCUCAAAGUGAAGUUCACUUCA
This is a messenger RNA of Mesorhabditis belari, 1515 nucleotides long. The record is from the annotation of a GenBank genome assembly. Lineage: Eukaryota; Metazoa; Nematoda; Chromadorea; Rhabditida; Rhabditidae.